UCUAACGGCGUUUAUGAUUGGGUUUCUCUCAAGUGCUUGGCCAUUCAGAGGUCUUGAAAAAACUUUUUGUGCGACGACCACUAAAGCUAUUUCUAAUUUAGAAGAGCUCCUCAAAAUGUCAAGUCGUGUGAUAUCAAGGAUUAUUAAUGACAUUUUGCUUCAUAAGUGUGACUGUGGAAGGACUAUUGGAUUAAGGAAAGGAUACUUGGUAAAAUAUCUGAAAGAAGUGAAUAAUGGAUUGAAAAUACCUUACAGACAUUAUGCAACAGGAAUUAAUCUGAAAAAUGCACCAAGAACGAAACCUUUGGUUAGGUCAAGAACUAUGGUUUUAAAUACCUUUUACACUACACUACCUAUCUUGAUAGUGGCCUUUGUUUGUGUUGAAUAUAAAAGAAGACUGAAGUCACAAGCUGUUCAAGACAGAGUUAGGUUACAAAAAGAGGAGAAACCUAUUCCUCUGCCUACCUUGAUGUCAAAAGUAAAAAAUGAAGCAGACUUAAAAGAUUUGGAAUUCACCAGAGUGGAGCUGGAGGGAGAGUUUGACCAUGACCGUGAAGUAGUGAUUGGGUACAGGGCUAACCAACAGCCCCAUCUAACACCUAAAGGAAGUAGAUGGCAGAAAGGAGUCUACAUUGUCACACCAUUUAAACUGAAGGAAACUGGGGAUACAGUCCUGGUCAACCGUGGGUGGGUGCCCUUACAACUGGCGGACCCCAAGGCGAGAGUGGGAGGUCAGGUUACAGGGACUCUGAAAAUAUUGGGUCUGCUGAGAAGCACAGAAAAGAAAAAUCCUUUUGAUUUCCGACCAAGUCAAGAUUCUUUUAAUGAAAAGUUUUUCAGCUAUCUGAAUGUAGACGAUAUUGCAAAAUAUCUUGGAACAAAGUGUGUUUUUGUUGAUGCAGUGAGUUCUUUCCCAGAUGGCCCUAUUGGUGGACAAACAAAAAUAGCAUAUUCCCACUCAAGACGGGAUGAAAUUUUGAUGCUUAUGUUGAUUCUUGGAUCAAUAGCACUAUUUUGGUUCACAAAAAUACACCCCCAGAGAGCAGCUGCAAGAUAUGCUAAAAUGUAUUUUUCCAGUAAACAUCAAGCCAAUAAAAUGUGACCAAAAAUG
Magallana angulata is the source of this 1111-nucleotide messenger RNA. RefSeq names its product surfeit locus protein 1-like. The record is from RefSeq and is a predicted model, not a curated record. Gene Ontology annotation, cellular component: membrane. The transcript is spliced from 8 exons. NCBI's taxonomy places the organism in Eukaryota, Metazoa, Mollusca, Bivalvia, Ostreida, Ostreidae. The coding region runs from base 14 to 1102 and encodes 362 amino acids.